This is a messenger RNA of Aspergillus homomorphus CBS 101889, 1021 nucleotides long. Its product is annotated as flavin reductase family protein. The transcript is spliced from 3 exons. NCBI's taxonomy places the organism in Eukaryota, Fungi, Ascomycota, Eurotiomycetes, Eurotiales, Aspergillaceae. The record is from RefSeq and is a predicted model, not a curated record. The coding region runs from base 149 to 1021 and encodes 290 amino acids. Gene Ontology annotation, molecular function: riboflavin reductase (NADPH) activity; FMN binding.
UGAAAACUGGGUACAUUGACGAUGAUAUCGGAGGAGAUCUUGGAGACACGCAUUCAUUGAGCCUUCUCGUUGCAAUCGGCGGGCAUAAAUCUCAUCUCCUUACCUCCUCCAACACCAUUGGGGCAUCUCCCUUCGAUCUAUACCGAAGAUGCCUCCAUACUCUCGACACAUGCUCGUCGCAGGUCGAAGUGCAGCAAGCUCAAGCUUGCUCAGAGUCCUCUCUCCGGCAAUCUCACCAUGCCUAACCUCCGCGCCUCCCACCAUCACCGCCCUCACCACCGGCACCACUACCAUCCUCAACUCCUCAAUCCACCAUAAUAACCCAACGACAACCACUAGAAAACGAACCCUCACCACCUCACCACCAAACCAACAAAGCCAACCACACGCCAGACACCCCUCAAAUCCCACCACCUCAACACCCACAGCACCAGAAGACCUAUCCACCCAAAUCCGCCUCCUAAUGCGCCAAGUUCCCUACCCAGUCGCCAUCAUCACUUCGACAGACCCGCACGCCCACGCCCAUACCUCCCAAACCAGCACCACUUCCGAAAUCUCCUCUUCCUUCCGCGGCAUGACCGUCUCCUCCUUCAACACCGUAACCCUACACCCAAACCCCAUAAUCUCCUUCAACGUCCGACGACCCUCGGAAACGCUCUCCGCCCUCCAAUCCUCCGGCCGCUUCCUCGUGCACCUCCUCGCCCCGAACCCGCGCACCGCAGCCCUAGCCCGGGAUUUCUCCCGCGGGAAUCGGCAGCGUCAUGGGCGUCGGCCGCAUAACCCAUCCGCAGACCGCGACGCCACGGAUGAAGCUGCGGCGGAGGAGGAUUUCCCGUUCGUGUUCGAGUGCCGCGUGCUUCCGCAGUCGGUGCAGGUGCAGGAUCACACUAUUGUUGUUGGGACGGUGGUGCGGGCGAUUGCUGCGCAGGGACAUGCGCUGCCGCUGCAACAACAAGAAGCCAAGGGGUUGUGUUUGACGUAUGCGGAUACGCGGUUUUGGGAGAUGGGGCGGGAGAUUUGA